AUGGCCGACUUUGACACUGACAGCAUCUCGUUUGGGCUCUUUGCACCGCCACCGUUCGUCCCCGCCACUGUUCGUCCCCGUCUCACUCUCGACGCUCCUCAUCUCACCUCAACUAUUAAUUACCUCCAGGUUGGAUAUUAUGCUAGGUACCUUGCUAUCCAGCAACCACUGGGCUGUGGACGUGGAAAACUUCCCGAAUCGUCCCUCUACCCGCGACACGCCUCUAGCUUGCUUCCACCAUCGAUUCAACCGGGCCACUUGCAGCCUUGUUUGGUCCGAUGCCCGGGACAUGCCCUGAUGCCACGCAUACCGAGGGGGUACAACAUGUCAAAAGACGACUCCCGUCUGCCCCCUUGGAUGCUUAACCACUUGACACUUGUGACCUCCGGGUUGACACAAGUUAGAAAGGCACGCGAUCCAGAAGGAAACCACUCAUUCUGUGACUCGGAAGAGGGUCUCCCCAACUCCUGUCGGCCCCGUGUUGGCCACCCCCGAGCCUUGAACCCAGGUCGCCCAGCGAGUGACAGGCCCGUUUUCUGUGGCUGGAAGCUCACUGCAAGCCGACGGGACAGUCUUAGUCAGAUGCCAUUCACAAUGGAAGGCAGGCAGGCACCGCUACCUUACUACUACAAUUCCCCCGUCGCACUCGAUCAGGUACCAAAAGGAGACUUGCCUUGCCAGCUCCUCCAGGCUCCGAGUAGCUCCGUCUCACAUGUGCGUUACGUAAAGGGGUACCGUGACCGCAUGUCCCACCGGUUGCCAAGCCACCGUGGCCACCCCCCCAUGCAGCAAAUCGUUGCUCUCAACGCCUCGUACCGCACCUCUUCGCAUGAACCCUGCACUUUCGAACCCUCUUCUGCUCUCUUGGACCGCAGAAUGUUGACCGACGACAUCAUCGUCAUAUCUCCGCCGCAGUCUCCGUCCCUACGGAUACAUACCACGGAGUCUUACUACGGAGACCCUCUAGUUGAGUCUAGCUUCUGCUGCUCUGCAUCGUCAUCUUCCAGGCCAAACCCUCCUCAAUCUAUCCCACUCUAUACCAUCCCCGGCCCUGGUCUCUCCUGUGCUACCUUGUCCUGUUUGCUCUACUCUCUACUCCCGCUCCCCGUUGGCCCCAUGUCCCGCUCACGCGCCCUUGCUCCAAGUAGAGUUCUCGAAGCCCGUUGCCUCGGCCAGUGCAUAUGGCUAUUGUCUGCUCGGUGUCAACCAGCCAACAUUACUUUCAUCACGCGUCCUAGACAGCAUAGCAUAUGCAAAGAACUGGACACCUGUAAAGAUCUGCCUAGGACAUCUAUUGCCUGCAAGCCAGCACCGGCCUUCGCACCUCCCAAUAAGAAGACCGGCCGGGGAGAUUAUCCCGUCAAUCGAUGCCCGUCAAUCGAUGCCCGUCAAUCCCCGUGGGAUCUGCUUCACCGUCAUCUCAGUGAUGGCCCUUUCGUCUCUAUCCGCAAGACCGCCGCCAGCCACGACUACUCCGUCAGGUCGUCAACAACGACUAACAACCAAUAUCCGUACGGCUGGCUUAUUCCGCCAUCCCGUCACUGCAAACAAGCACUUCGUUCAUCCCGCCUUCUGUCUUGCCCGCCUAGCAUGACCCAUGCUCGCAUCCACACCCGACCAGCAUCUCCUUUUUCAGCCUCCAUCUCGUACCCAAUAUUGGGGCUCUUCUUUGGGGAAUCGAGCAUGUACGCAAUGCUUCGUCAAUCUCAUUCGCAAUCUCUGGCCACGCAGCUUGCUCCGUCUCUUACCCAAAAAUCAUCAAAAUAUCCAUGGCUCUUAACGUCCCCACGGUGGUAUCGAUAUAGCACAGCCGGCAUCCCAUGCCUGCACCAUGUCGCGUCGCGUCGCUUCGUUAAUCGCCCACCACCUUCCGAGGUCAUUAUUGCCAGCCGAACCGGGUGCUUCCCCCGCCCGUAUCGGAGGCCUGGCGACCCCAUCACCAUUGACUUCCAUUUCCGCAAAAAAAGGCCCGAUCGCCAGAAAGGCGUUACACGACAUUGUGUAACCCCCUUUCUCCUAUCCGUACCUAUGAUGAGCCGUCAGAACUUCAUACACAGGUGGACUUUGCGAGGGAUUACCACGUUGCCGUUGCGCCGUGACCCCAGCGUUUUGUGCCUGAAGAUCCUUUCCGUCUUUGCUUGCCCAAAUGCCGAUAACCUUGUCUUCUGGCCCCUCUGCGUGCUGUAUCCUUCAGAGGCUCAAUCUACAAAUGCCUGGACCGCCUAUACUGAAGUCGGCCAAUCUUGUCAAUAUCUCUGCUACUUCCGGCUUUUCCGAGCGUGCAUGUUCGUGAGACUUGGAGAGCUUUCAAUCCCCACGUUUUAUUUCAGCUGUACGGUAUUUGCGGCCUGGCUUCUAUAUCCAUGGGAUAGGAUCAGAUCACCAGUGCGUAUAGUAGUCGCUGCUGAUUGGAGUGUGGCAUUUGGUGUCUGCAUCUUGUCGCCUCGCCGAGCACGGCCACGCUCUACCUUCCAACUCACAAUGAAGGCGCUGGUCACAUCGUUAAGCAUAGAGAAUGGACCAAUGUUACUUGUCAUUGAUGGAAUCUUGGGAUCGGUCUUCGACUUUGAUAGCAACAGGGCAGAGGACAAGUAUACAUGGAUACGCCUAAUGAUAGAGGUACCAAAAGGCCGUGGAGAUCGUUGUUCGUGUUCGUUUCCAACGGACGAGGAGCAUGGACUUUCUUUAGAAACCUCAUUACGUGGUGACUCUAGAGUAGAUAUCGUUAACACCGUCUAG
Molecule: messenger RNA, 2739 nt
Organism: Colletotrichum lupini
Lineage: Eukaryota; Fungi; Ascomycota; Sordariomycetes; Glomerellales; Glomerellaceae
Exons: 21
Coding region: 1-2739 (912 amino acids)
Source: RefSeq, a predicted model, not a curated record